Molecule: messenger RNA, 2093 nt
Organism: Girardinichthys multiradiatus
Lineage: Eukaryota; Metazoa; Chordata; Actinopteri; Cyprinodontiformes; Goodeidae
Product: cytochrome P450 2J2-like
Exons: 9
Coding region: 178-1659 (493 amino acids)
Biological process (GO): xenobiotic metabolic process
Cellular component (GO): intracellular membrane-bounded organelle; cytoplasm
Molecular function (GO): heme binding; oxidoreductase activity, acting on paired donors, with incorporation or reduction of molecular oxygen, reduced flavin or flavoprotein as one donor, and incorporation of one atom of oxygen; iron ion binding
Source: RefSeq, a predicted model, not a curated record
UGUUACUGGGUCUGGAGAGGCCACCAGUGUUAUAUAACUUUACUGGUGCCAGGUUUUUUUUUCCCCCGUUAUCUUCAUUCCUGUCUCAGUACACUCACAGUCCAGCCUGCAAGAACAAGCUCAGUUUUUCUUUUUAGCAAGGCUUUUUUUAAAGCUUUUUUAAAGGCUUUUUUCACCAUGAUUUUCCAAGCUCUCUUUGAUUCCAUGGACUUUAGUGCCUGGAUUCUGUUGGGAUUUGUACUGUUGUUAAUAUUUGAUUUUGUGAAAAACGGGAAGCCUGCUAACUUUCCACCCGGACCCUGGGCUGCACCUCUUGUAGGAAAUGUUCUCACUUCGCUGGACUUCAAGACCAUGGGAAAGAUUGCAAAGAAAUAUGGUCCUGUGUUCAGCGUGAGGAAAGGCAGUAAGAGGCUGGUGUUUAUUUCAGGGCACAAGAUGGUCAAAGAGGCUCUUGUGAACCAGCUGGACAGCUUCGUUGAUCGGCCAGUUGUUCCUCUUUUUCAUGUUAUCUUCAAGGGCCUUGGUAUAGCUCUGAGUAAUGGCUACUUGUGGAAAAAACAGAGGAAGUUUGCAAACGCUCACCUGCGCUACUUUGGAGAAGGAAAGAAAUCUCUGGAAAAGUACAUUGAAGUUGAGUCCAAUUUUCUUUGUGAAGCCUUCAAAGACGAGCAAGGAAGGCCAUUUAACCCUCACUACACUUUAUCAACUGCAGUGAGUAACAUAAUCUCCUCUGUGGUCUUUGGACAUCGAUUUGAAUACUCAGAUCCAAGCUUUCGCGAAGUUCUUGAGCUGGACAACGAAGCUGUUCUUCUGUCUGGUGCCCUUCAGACUCAGCUCUAUGAUGCCUUCCCUGGCCUGAUGAAGUACCUGCCAGGACCUCACCAGACUGUUCAUGCCAACUACAGGAGGAUCUUGACAUUUUUAGAAAAGGAGAUAGAGAAGCACAUAGAGGAGUGGAACCCAGAUGAUCCUCGGGAUUAUAUCGACGUAUAUCUGUCAGAGAUGGAGAAGAAAAAAGAGGAUCCCCAGGCUGGCUUCAACACUGAAACACUGCUGGUUUCCACUCUUGACCUAAUUGAGGCUGGAACUGAAACAUCUGCCACCACGUUACGCUGGGCCCUUCUGUACAUGUUGCACUACCCAAACAUACAGGAAAAGGUUCAAGCAGAGUUAGAUAGAGUAAUCGGGCAGUCUCGUCAACCCACCAUGGAUGACAGGCCAAACUUGCCCUAUACCGAUGCUGUCAUCCACGAGAUACAAAGGAUGGGAAAUAUUGUUCCCAUGGGAUUUCCUAAAAUGGCUAGUAAAGACACAACACUCGGAGGUUACUUCAUUCCUAAGGGAACAUAUGCCUCAACAAUCCUGGCAUCUGUGCUGCUUGAUGAGAAUGAGUGGGCAACUCCAAAUGUCUUUAAUCCCGAGCAUUUCUUGGAUUCAGAGGGCAAGUUUGUCAAAAGAGAUAGUUUCUUGCCAUUUUCAGCAGGUAAACGUGCGUGUUUGGGGGAACACCUGGCCAGAAUGGAGCUCUUCCUCUUCUUUGCAACUGUGCUGCAACGCUUCACUUUUGCUCCGGUUCCAGGAGAAAUGCCCAACUUGAAAGGUGUGAUGGGCUUCACUCAUUCCCCCGACAAAUUCAGACUGCUGGCUUUGACACGCUGAUGUUCCAACCAAUGAUGUGUUAUGAAUAAUCACUUUGAUAUCAGUGUGAGUGUGUGUCCUGAUAGACAGUCAAAUUCUGUAAAUUAGAAUGUACAUUCUGCAUAUUCGGUAACAUUGCUGUUAUAUAGGUUUCUGCAGGUGUAGAAACAGUCUUCUAGUAUCUUGUAAUCUCUUCAUUCUUUUCUCUCUAUUCUUUUCUCCUCUCCCUUCUUCCUUUUUGCCCCACCUCUCUCUCUUUCUUGCAUUUUUUUCCUAUUCUUUUCCGUCACCAUGUCUAUUGCAAUUGAAAUUAUCCCAAAGCAGCUUCCAAUAAAGUUUUUAUAUAUAUACGUCUAUGUCAAGUGGAGCAUUAUAGCGUUAGCCGUAAUUGUGAAAGUAAAUGUGUUGGGCUUUUUCUUGGCACUCAGACAACAAUUCUGAGUGCUACUCUGCCA